AUGGCAGAGUCGGAAGAGGAGGUGAAGUUUUUGGUUCAGAGGGUUGUCAAAGACAUUGCCAACGCUUUCAGGAGGAACCCCAACAUUGAUGAGAUUGGAUUGAUUCCAUGCCUUGAAGCCAGGUACAACCGGAGUCCCGUAGUACUGGUGGAAAAUAAACUUGGUUUAGAAAGCUGGUGCGUUAAACUACUCUUGCCCUUCGUUCAUAGUAAACUUGUUCUCUACAGGCAGAGAAAGCUGUGGUUAGACAGGGAUGCACUGACUGAUCUCACUUGUACUCUACUGCUGCUAAAUCCAGACUUUACUACAGCUUGGAACGUCAGAAAGGAAUUGGUACAGCUCGGAGCCUUGGAUCCCCUUAAAGACUUGUACCUUGGAAAAUUGGCCUUAACAAAGUUCCCUAAAAGCCCAGAGACUUGGAUCCACAGGCGCUGGGUAUUUCAGAAGGUCAUUCAGGAACUCUGUCUUCCAAAUUCGAGGAAUAAUUCAGGAAUCGUCUCAACAGAACAAAUGCAUCGAAUAAUCCAGGAUGAGAUGGCUGUGUGCUCUGCAGCUGCCGGGAGGUAUCCGAGUAAUUAUAAUGCCUGGUCCCAUCGGAUCUGGAUCCUGCAGCAUGUGGCAAAGUGCAAUCUCAAGAUUCUUCUUGAUGAAUUGUCCAGCACCAAGUACUGGGUAUCCACCCACGUGUCGGACCACAGCGGCUUUCAUUACCGUCAGUUCCUGCUCAAGUCUGUGGCGGGCAAUGCCAAGAGCACAGCCAUUACAAGCACUGGGGGGUUUGGGAGGACAUCUGCACACAAAGACCCCCACGCUGACCUUCCUGCGCGUGGGAAGGAGGAAGGUGCGUCUGUGGAAGAGUACACCGCUGACGUGCCCCUCAUGAUUGAAGAGGAAAUGGAACUUUGCUCCGAUCUCAUUGAGUCUUACCCAGGACACGAGGCACUGUGGUGUCACAGGAGGUGCGUGUUUUACCUUUGGCACUGCUGGAACAGAGAUCACCUCCAGGUCUCGGCCGACCCCUCUAACAGGAGCGAGGUGACGAUGAACAGCUUGCAACUGGCCGCUGCCUCCAGUUACUCGCCUCACUGCAUGGACGUUGACAGGGCAGCAGACUCAUCUAAGCAAAGCUACACGCAGGAGACCAAACGCUUGAAACGUGGCCCCUCGCUGGAUUUGCACAGCCUUCUGGAGGAGCACCGCUUUGUUGAUGCAAUCCUUGCAGGCUGUACUAACUCAGAGCAAGCCAGGUUUGCCACUGCUUACAGGAAAUGGUUAGACACGGUAGUAUGUCAGUAGCAGCUGGAGAAUACUCAGCCAUAUUACAGUUAGUCUUAAAUCCAGCUCCCCAACACAGUUUUCUGUUUUGACCGCCGAUGUUGCAUGGCGCUUUUUGUAAGUUUAAUCUUCAGUACUGUGAGAGUCCCAUUUUAAAAUGGGGUUGAACUGAAACUGACCCUAAAAACAACUACAUUUGUGGAGGCUUCAUGUAGAGAUACGAUUUGCAAACUAAUAUUACAGACACCAUCUGACUUUUAAAUUUCAGUGUUAGAGGGACACAGUUUUGGAGAUGAAAAAUAUACACUUGUACAUUAUCCAUUUUAUUUCUCUAAGCAAGUUGUCCACUAAUGGAUUUUUUGUUUUGUAAAUACAUUUGUAACUGGAUGAACUCUCCACUUUUCCUCCUUUGCUUACCCUCACGGAAAUUAGACCUAGUAAGGUUUCAUCCUCUCCCUGCUGGCAAACUAAAUUAGCACUGUCGUUGUUGUUCACUUAUUCUAAACUGUUCUUCAGAAUGAAGACUAGCUGCAGUUCAGUUGGCACUCAGACAGAUUACACAAGUUGCCAUGCAAGAUUUGAUUGCAAAGCCUGAACCCACUUUGCCUUGUGACUAGGUAACGUGAUGCUCAAGCGCUACAAGUGUGCGCAGACAUCUGCAAAGUCACUCGUUACCUCCCUUUUGUCAUUGGCAAUUCCUGCCCUCAUCCCCUUUAAGCCAACCCAGUUAUGACUUUCCUUAAUUAAAGUCAAUUUGUGAUUUGUCUGUUGUUUGGCACGGCAUGCUUGCUUCCCUGGAACACGAUAGACUGCGACCUGUAAUGGUGCAAGCAUUGCAUCCUAUUGCAGUUGGUAUGCAAGUCUCUAGUUUUACAUUGUAUUCUCCCUUGAGAGGGCAAUUUUUUGGUCACGAGGCUGAUGGAACUGACUUUAUUUAACGUGAGACUUGUUGGAAGGGGAGGGUCUUUUUAAACAAAAAAUUAUUGAAUGAGGGGAUGCAAUUGCACUAAGCUGUGGACUUAAUGCCUGUCUGUUUUAAUGCAAGGCCAAUUCUGAGCUGUGAAACAAAAUAAGAUUUGAGCUCGUUCUAUGUUCCAGAGGAGAAUGUUUAACCAGCUUAAAUCAUGUUUACGAAUGGAUAAAUGAUAACAGGUAACGGUGUUAUCUGAUCCCUUUAACCAUCCCUCUGUCCAUUCCCCAAAUAAAAUCUUAAUACAUGACUCAAAAAUAAUGCAACACAGCUGGAGAUCAGUGGGUGUAUUUUGCCUGAGCCAAUUUGUAGAAGGUACUCCAGGGCUUUUUGGAAAAUUUAGAUUUGAAUCUGCUUUCACCACCCUCCCAGGCAGCACAUUCAGGAUUACAGCGACAGUCUCUGUCCUUUUUAAAAAGAUAAACUUGCUGAAUCUCCCCUCUGGUUCUUUUUGGUGCGAUUUGAACAACAAUAUUUGCAUGAUUAAUCCAGAACGAGCUAGUUGCCAUCUGGGAUGUCGUGCUGGUUGGUUGAAUUCAGUGAAGUGUUUUGUUUGACAUAUGAAUUUAAAAACAAACACAGCUUUCUCCUAAAGAGAACUUUAAAAGGAACUUGAAUUUUUGAUACCUUGGAAAGGUGGAAUUGUUUUUAACCAUAUCAAUAUUAGUUUGUGCAAUUCUGCAUAGACACUGUUAUGUUCAGAGGGAGAGCUGUUGCACACAUCUUGUCUAUAAGACACAGGAUUAAAAAGAAUUGUCCUGUUUUGGCUUAUCACACAAUGUAGUAUCUUGGAAUGACCUGUAGGGCUGAAGAGCGCGAUGCAGUUUGUUUCAUUCCCCCUCUAAUUCCCCUGCUUCUUAUUCCCACACGUGCCCACAAACUCCUCUUUUGAUUCUUUUUGCCAUUUAACUACACUAAGGAGUAAUUUGUAGUGUCAAAUAAACUUAAUCAGCAUGUGUCUGGGAAGAAACCAAAGCACCUCGGGGGAAACCCACACAGUUGCAGAGUGAAUAUGCAGACUCCUCAAACACGGCAUCCAAAGUCAGGAUUGAACUGGGGUAACUGAAGCUGUGAGGCAGUGGAAAAUAACUGAUGUGUGUUGAACUUUGCGCUGAAGUUUUACCCUUUCAGAUCUUUCUCCAUGUCCUUGGUGAUGAGAACCUAAUUGUAAAAUAUUUACUUCAAGUCAAAAGUAAUUUUAGUUGGAACAAACAAGUUUCUCAGGUGUUGUGAAAUUUACCCAAUGACUUUUGUUUGGUUUACUUUGCCAUACAUUGUAAUACAGUAAUCAAGAGCAAAACAGAAUUAGGUUUGUAAAACACUUAUGUUCUUGUGCUGCAGGUAAAUAAUUCUCAUCUUGUUGCUGAGCAUCUUCAUCCAGGUACAUCUGGGUUGAAGGGUAAACCCAACAAGAACAAGAUGAUUGUGCUGAAAUGAAUGUGUUGGCUAAAUUAGGAAGGUCCAAAAAAAAAUUGGAAACAAGUUUGACAAGUGACCUCUUGAAUAAGUCCUCUCCCUUGUCCACUUUCCCACUCAAUCCCUUUGUUCUUGGAUCUCCCGAAGUGGUCAAAUAAUAGACCUCAGCCUUGAAUAUAUCCAAUGGCUAAACAGCCACUGCCUGCUAAGCAGACAAUUCCGCAAGAUUUCCUACCCUCUGCAUUAAGAAAUUUUUCCUUUUCUCAGUUGUGUAUGCCUGACCCCCUUGCAGUCGGUCCCUUUCACAAUGAGAUCAUGUCUCAUUCUUCCAAACAUUUGGUAAACGUAGGCCAACAUUGCUCAAUCUCUCCAUGUCCCUCCUCCCAGGAAUCAAGAGACGUUCUUUCAUUCUUUUAAACUCUAGUGAGUAUAGGCCUGGUCAGCUUGAAAUCUCCUCAUAGGAUAAAGCCCUCAUCCCAGGAUUUGAUCUGGUAAACCUUUGUUGCACUCUGUCCGUUGCAAGUAUGUUCUUUCUUCAGUCAGGAGACCAGACUAACUCAGAUUGGGAGCAACACAUAAAAAUCUGGAGGAACUCAGCUGGUCAGAUAGCACCUAUGGAGGGAAAUGGACAGUCAACGUUUUGGGUUGAGACCCUUCAUCUGGUCUUCAUCUAUUCAGUCCAGAUGAAGGGGCUCAACCCAAAACAAUGACUGUCCAUUUCCCUCCACAGAUGCUGCCUGAUCCACUGAGUUCCUUCAGCUUUGUGUGUUGCUCCAGAUUCCAGUGCCUGCAGUCUUCCACAUCUUGGAUUGGGUUUCAACAGGUUUGAUGUGAUGCGCUCUGCUAAUAGGAAGUGCUGGCAAAAUAGCAGAUGCAAGUGCUAAUGCUACACAAUAUGUCAAUAACAGUCCAUAAGAUGCAAAACUUAAGUUUACACCCACUGUAUAAUUUCUUUUGUAAAGUAUACUUAGCCUAUGUGAUUGUGUUGCCAUCCAUUUAAGGUAAUUACAAAUGGAAACAACACUGUUUAUAGCAAACUAUUCUUGCCCAAAACACACAUUUUUCAAUCCAUUCAUGGUAUGUGAAAAUUAUCUUUAAUUCCCCCUCUUAAGAGAGCUUUUUUUUUCUAGAACCCCUGCUAUCCGUGAAGUGACAUGUUCCUACAGUAUGAUAAAAUUGAAUGGCUUGCUUAAACCAUGUUGGGGGGCAGUUCAGAGUUGACCCCAUUUCCGUGGGCCUGGCAUCCUCAGCUGUGCACACACUCAACAUAGAAUGUAAUUGCAGCUGCCUGUUGAACUCCCAUUCUGAAGUUGGCUUCCAUUGAAGCCAAUAGAAUCAAACUUCUGAAAUAGCCUUGAUGAGCAGGUUCUCUUCGGUGUGAGUGAGAAUGAAUUUCAACCCUACAAAGUCCAGACUGAGCGAGCAGAUUUCCUUCCCUAAAGAGCAGUGGUGAACUGGUUGUUUUGAACAAGAAUCUGGUACUCGUGUAGUCUCCAUUACUGAUACUAGCUUCUCUUGGCUUCCAGAUUGAUGCAUUAAACCAAAUUUAAAUUCUCCAGCUGCUGUGAUGGCAUUUGAAUGCAUCUCUGUGAAUCAUUGGGCCAGGUCUUUGGUUGGGGGGGGGUGGUGGCUACAGAAUUCUACAUGGGCCGUCUCUUAUUAAUGCUCUCGUGAUCCACAGGAGCAUCUCUGAGUUGGUUUUAAAAUCACACUUCCAUUUGACUGUAAACUUCUGUUUAAAAAUGGCAGCAAGUCUCCUCUAUGAUUUCCCAAGACAUUGAAAUCUUUUUAUUUGUACUGUUCUUAAAGAAGUAAUAUCGAGUGAAACCUCACUAGAACUGUAAAGGAAUUAGAAAUGAAUUGAUGUUGGCAGCUCUGUCAAUAUGCCAUGCAUAACACAUCUACACUGAGCAUUAUUGAUGGAGAAAGGUGAGCCAGUUGCUAUGACUGUUAGAAAGGUAGUAGUUCUAUUUCCAUUGGAAUUUAUUUUACUGAGCUUUUUUUUCCCCUCUAGUGUUAGUUAGAUUGAAAGAAUCACGCUAGAAGUUACUCGGGGAGAGAACUUGAUCUUUGGUUGCUGAUGCUAAUUGCAUCAGGAGGCUACGUUGGUCAGGUGAUCUGGAUAUUAAAUUUCGUGGCCUUUGUUGGAGCCAAAUGUGUAGAGUAGAUACUGUUCUCCAUCUAGUCCUGGCACCAAAAAGCCAAGCUUUUUUUUUUCUCUCACCACCUUGUUUUACGAGUCUAAUCAUGCUGUGUAUCAGUGCACGGGUUUUUACUUAGUUUUAUUUAUUUUUCUAAUUUGAACUCACUCUUAAAGUUUUGACUGAUCCUAUAAACCACAGGAGCAUUGCAGCUGCCCGUUUAGAAAAGGCUUGCUCUAUGGCGAAAGUGUGCUCAUCUACACAACCUGCUCUACGCUGUGCUGUCCAAAGGUGUGGCUGCUGGUGGGGGGAGGAGAGGAACAGUUGAGCCUAGUUUGAGUCCUUGUGGGGAGUGAAGCAGGAGAAAAUCAGUGCAUCAGGCUCCUGGAACUGAUGGCCUUUAUUAACUCCAGGAUGGAGAUGCUCAGCAGACCCAGCGGUAUCUGCAGUGAGGCUAAUGAUCCUUAAUCAGAAUGAGUGAUUGCAAUUUGUAGAAGCAGGGUAGAGGGUUAGUAGAAAAGUUCUGCCAUUGAUUUGCCAAGCUUUGAGAGGGGUUAGAAGGGAAGAGUGAUUACAUGACUGACAAGAGGUGAAGGUGGAAGUGGGUGGUUAUGGGUCGGGAAGAGAUGUAAAGGAUAACAGCUGGAACAGUAGCAAAAGUGGGCAGAGAAACUUCCCACUGGUCAAAGGGUCAAGAACCAGGAGACAUUGACAAAAGGGGCAAAAGUGGACAAGGAUAAUCUUCAUCCAGUGAGUGGUAAGAUCUGGAAAGCACUGCUGGGGUGGUUGUGGAGACAGUUCCACUGCAGUGUGCGGAAGAGAGCUGGAUGUGCAUCUGGAAGGAAAGAAUUUGCACGGCUAUGGGGGUGUGGAUGAGGAACGAGCUGGUCUUGCAUCGAGCCAGUACUGACUCGCUGGACUGAAUGACCUCCUUUGGUGCUGUAACCAUUCUGAGAUUCAAAGAGACUUUUAAGAGGCCCCUGGAACCUGGAAGGGUGUAAGGUGCCUAAUUUAUUUAGUUUACUGUCUUGGUAUAAUAUUUUGGCCAUUUGACAGCAAUGAUGUCAUUGAUGUAAACAGCGUGAAGGCCAUGGUAUAGUAGAUUGGCAUGCGUAAGCAACAAAGGACAUGGUUUGAACCUUGUCCACGUGUAAAUCUGUUGUCAUUGUGAAGGCCUCUUUGAUACAGGUUGGAGCCACAAUAAACAUCUGAUUUUUGAAAUGGUGGUGAAGUGCCUGUUGGGGGUUUGGCCAGUUAAAUCCUGGUUAACCAAUGGAAAGAUGGAGAAUGAUGUCAUUUGGGGGAACCAAAAAUAAAGGUUCCCCCCACUCCCAGUGUUAUAGGGGUUCGCUAAUCUAGCUUUGUUCACCCCACUCCCCACAUGCUGUCGCUAAAUAACAAGAAUUUUUGAUAGUUUUUCAUUCUGAAGCACAAAUUGAAUUCUUAAAGUAAAUUUUUGGCAAAUGAAUCAGCUAUUGUUAGAGAAAGGGGUUCCCGUAAUAGUUAUUAGCAGUUGCCAGCAAGAAGCUCUUUGUGAAUGUAACCAGCCUCCCUCUGUUUGAUUAACAUUGUACGUAGCAUUGCACCAGUACCGGAAAGGUAGGAAGUUCUGGAGAGAGAAGCCUUUGAACACUAGAAUCCUAUGCAAGAGUUCCUUGCAGUUAUCUUUGUCAGUGCCAUUGAGUGGCACAAAUGCUAUAGUGCUGCUCUGUCCAAAUUGGUAUUGUUAUAUAAUAGUGGCAUUGGUUAUUUAUUGUUAGACAUGUUUUAUACCUAUACACAAAUUUAAGAACCACAUUUAGAAACUGUAGUAGUUAUUAAGCUGGAUUGUAAAUUAACUUUCUAUUUAUUCUGUAGUGGAGAUUCUUUUAAUAAAAAUAUUCACUCUACAAUUUA
Pristis pectinata (smalltooth sawfish) is the source of this 7698-nucleotide messenger RNA. RefSeq names its product protein prenyltransferase alpha subunit repeat containing 1 (gene ptar1). The coding region runs from base 1 to 1296 and encodes 431 amino acids. The record is from RefSeq and is a predicted model, not a curated record. NCBI's taxonomy places the organism in Eukaryota, Metazoa, Chordata, Chondrichthyes, Rhinopristiformes, Pristidae. Gene Ontology annotation, cellular component: cytoplasm. Gene Ontology annotation, molecular function: protein prenyltransferase activity. Gene Ontology annotation, biological process: protein prenylation. The transcript has 7 exons.